GCUGGGAGUGGCAGGGGCGGCGGAAGGUGAGCAAGAGAAGGUGGCCUGGCUCCCCUUCUGCCUGGGCCCCUCCCAGUGUUCCCCAGGGGUGUCAACCUCAGCCGGGUUUGCACCCACUCCACCCCCCUUUUCCAAGGGGUUGCCUUUUCCCCCUCUGCGGCAGCGGAAAUGACAAUGUGGUGCUGUUGUGGUGUCAUGGUGCUGCCCCUGGACUAAGGGGAGAAAACUCUUUAAGUUUAGCCCAGGAGACCUAGGCUCGGCGACGUCGCGGUCGCUGUGCGGUCCCCUGCGAGGUGCGCGGGCUGGCGGAUCAGUGCCGUGGUGCGGGGGCGGCAGCGGCGGCGGCGGAGAAGCCAGGCAGCGGCCUAGAGUGGCGGCAGCGGCAGCGGCAGCGAAGGAGGCCCGGGAGCUCGCGCGGGAGCCCGAGCCAGCCCGCUGCGGAAGCAGAGCAGCGCCGGGCGCUCUGGAGCGCGCGUAGGAGAUGGCUGGCACCCGAGAACGCUACGGGUGAAAGCCCAACCUCUGUGGUUCUUAAUGCCUCAGCAGGAUUAUUUUCACUAAAGAUGGAAACACUGGAGUCUGAAUUGACCUGUCCAAUCUGCCUCGAAUUGUUUGAAGACCCCCUUUUGCUCCCUUGUGCUCAUAGCCUGUGCUUCAACUGUGCCCAUCGCAUCUUAGUGUCAAACUGUAGCUCUGGUGAAACUAUUGAACCUAUCACUGCUUUCCAGUGUCCCACAUGCAGAUAUGUUAUUUCACUGAAUCACAGGGGCCUGGAUGGCCUCAAGAGGAACGUGACCUUGCAGAACAUUAUUGAUCGUUUCCAGAAGGCUUCAGUCAGUGGGCCUAAUUCCCCAAGUGAGAACCGACGAGAAAGGAUUUAUAGGCCCAGUUCCACCAUGUCUAGUGAGCGAAUUGCUUGCCAAUUCUGUGAGCAGGACCCACCAAGGGAUGCAGUGAAGACUUGCAUCACCUGUGAGGUCUCCUACUGUGACCGUUGCCUGCGGGCCACACACCCCAACAAGAAACCUUUCACCAGCCAUCGCCUGGUGGAACCAGUGCCAGACACACAUCUUCGAGGGAUUACCUGCCUGGACCAUGAAAAUGAGAAAGUGAACAUGUACUGUGUAUCUGAUGAUCAAUUGAUCUGUGCCUUAUGCAAACUGGUGGGUCGUCAUCGAGACCAUCAAGUUGCAUCCCUGAAUGAUAGAUUUGAGAAACUCAAGCAAACCCUGGAGAUGAACCUCACCAACCUGGUUAAGCGCAACAGUGAACUAGAAAAUCAAAUGGCCAAACUAAUACAGAUCUGCCAGCAGGUUGAGGUGAAUACUGCUAUGCAUGAGGCAAAACUUAUGGAAGAAUGUGACGAGUUGGUAGAGAUCAUCCAGCAGAGGAAACAAAUGAUUGCUGUCAAAAUCAAAGAGACAAAGGUUAUGAAACUGAGAAAGUUGGCCCAGCAGGUUGCUAAUUGCCGUCAGUGUCUUGAACGGUCAACAGUCCUCAUCAACCAAGCUGAGCAUAUCCUAAAAGAAAAUGACCAGGCACGGUUUCUACAGUCUGCAAAAAAUAUUGCUGAGAGGGUCGCUAUGGCUACUGCAUCUUCUCAAGUUCUGAUUCCGGAUAUCAAUUUUAAUGAUGCCUUUGAAAACUUUGCUUUAGAUUUUUCUAGAGAAAAGAAACUAUUGGAGGGGCUAGACUAUUUAACAGCCCCCAACCCACCCUCUAUCCGAGAGGAACUCUGUACUGCCUCCCAUGACACCAUUACAGUCCACUGGAUCUCGGAUGAUGAGUUCAGCAUCAGCUCCUAUGAGCUUCAGUACACCAUAUUCACUGGCCAGGCUAACUUCAUCAGUAAGUCAUGGUGUAGUUGGGGCCUGUGGCCAGAGAUAAGGAAAUGUAAGGAAGCAGUAAGCUGCUCAAGAUUGGCCGGGGCGCCACGAGGCCUGUAUAACUCAGUGGAUAGCUGGAUGAUUGUGCCCAAUAUUAAACAAAACCAUUAUACCGUACAUGGACUGCAGAGUGGGACCCGCUAUAUCUUCAUUGUUAAAGCCAUUAACCAAGCAGGCAGCCGGAACAGUGAACCUACCCGACUAAAAACAAACAGUCAACCCUUUAAGCUGGAUCCCAAAAUGACUCACAGAAAGUUGAAGAUCUCCAAUGAUGGAUUGCAGAUGGAGAAGGAUGAAAGUUCUCUGAAGAAAAGCCACACCCCAGAGAGAUUUAGUGGCACAGGAUGCUAUGGGGCAGCAGGAAAUAUAUUCAUUGACAGUGGCUGCCAUUAUUGGGAAGUAGUCAUGGGUUCCUCAACAUGGUAUGCAAUUGGUAUUGCCUACAAAUCAGCUCCAAAGAACGAAUGGAUUGGCAAGAAUGCUUCCUCAUGGGUCUUCUCUCGCUGCAAUAGUAACUUCGUGGUGAGACAUAACAAUAAGGAAAUGCUGGUGGAUGUGCCCCCACAGCUGAAACGUCUGGGUGUCCUCCUGGAUUAUGACAACAACAUGCUGUCUUUCUACGACCCGGCUAACUCUCUCCAUCUUCAUACUUUUGAUGUGACCUUCAUCCUUCCAGUUUGUCCAACGUUCACAAUCUGGAACAAAUCCCUAAUGAUCUUGUCUGGUUUGCCUGCCCCAGAUUUUAUUGAUUACCCUGAGCGACAGGAAUGCAACUGCAGGCCUCAAGAAUCUCCAUAUGUUUCUGGGAUGAAAGCUUGCCAUUAAGUUUCAAGAAGGAAUAUACUUCGCUGGCUAUCCAGUUUAGCAGUGCUUCCCUUCUUAAAACUCAGUUAGUGUUCAAUAUACAAGAUACAAAAUAAAGUUCAUUUGAAGCAUCCAAAGUAACUAGAUAUUAUAGAUUUAAUUUUUGUGCAUUGAGGCUUAUAUUUGAAUUCAUGUAUUGAGUUUUCAGAGCAAAUUAUCUGAGUCAUCUAAAUUCAAGCCAUUGGAGCAGAAAUGUAGAAAAUGCCUCUAUUGUCAUUGGAAAAUUAAAAAUUUGCAGUAAUUUAGGAGUAUAAAUGAUUUUGGAAGGAACUAGGGCAAUGCUGGGUGAAUAAUACAGAAAGAAGCUUUUUAAAAAGGGCUAACCAGUCAGAAAGGACAAGGGUGGUCAGCCUCUAGUACUGUCCAGUUUGGCCAAGUAGAAUUUUGAAGAGUGUCAGAUUAUCACACAUUGUAGGAAAAUCAUGAAUGUGUAUAUAUAUAAUAUAUAAAAAGAUUGAAUUUAUUCAUUAAGAUGAAUUCAUAAAAACUUAUUCAUCAAAUUGAAUUCAUUAAAAUAAUUCAAUCAUUGUAUAUAUUAUAUAUAUGUACAUAUAUUACAUAAUAUGUACAUGUAUGUAUAUACAUUACAUAUAAUAUAUAUGUACAUAAUACACUUUUAAUUUGCUCAUUUGAGUAAGAAAUAUAUUGGAAGAGAAAAUAAAUUACAAUAUUUAUCUUUGUCCCCUAAAGGAAACAUCAAAAUCAACCAAAAUUGAGCAUGAUAGCCCAUGCCAUAAUCAGAACUCUAGGAGGCAGAGGCAGGAAGAUUCUAAGUUUGGGCCCAGCUUGAACAACUUAAUGAAACUGUCUCAAAAUUUAGAACAUAAAAAUAAAAAUGGACUGGGUAUGUAGAUUAGUGCAAAGGCCUUGGGUUCAAUCCCUUAAAAAAUUCAAGAUCUCUCCCCCUUUUAACCUUCCCUUCUUCCCCCUUACUAUACAUUCAUUCAUAUGCAGUUGAAAUUAGACCAUAAGAAGAACUAACUUGUGACUGAAUAGGACAUUUGGGAACAAGAUUGCACAAGAGAUGUUAUGGCUAGACAGAAAACUGGUACAGGUAGAAGUAUCUUAUAUAGCACAAUUUGAUUGAUACCUCUUAAUGGAAGCAGUCCAUCUGCAUUAUUAAAAAUUCAGUCAUAAAACAUUUCAAGAAAUACAGUUUUAUCAUUUACUCAAAAAGAGUUACCAGAAUUAGGCUAAAAAUGGAGUUGCACAAUUCAAUUUCUUUAGGAACUUGCUUUACUUCAUCAGUAGGAAUGGAGGGUUAUAUUUGCAGCAACUAUUUACUUAUGAAUGUACUUGUAUUUUCUCAUAAAACACUUCCAAAAUGCUUAAGAAUGUCUGAACAGUUUUUUUUUCCUGAAUAAGUUAAAUGCUUAUAUUUUUGCAAUCUUGUUUACAUUGUUCAUUUACUUAGGAACCCUUUCACGGCAAAAGUAGACAGAAUCUUCCUACUCAUCAGCACAGUGGAAGGAGUUGUGAUGACAUUAACAUUAUGGAGUGGUACCUAUAGCGCCCCCCUAUAUUAAAGCCUUCAAAUAAUUUCAGAAUCUUCCCUCUUCCUUGCCACCAGCUUAGUGGAUGUUCAUUUAUUAAUUUGUUCAAUGAACAGGUUUCACCUUAUUGCUGUGAGGAUGCAUUACUAAGACAUGGUCUUUGCUGUUAAAUAACUUACUAUUUUGCAGAACAGAAAAUAUCUAAAUAAAUCCUGCCCAAUAACAGU
This is a messenger RNA of Octodon degus (degu), 4470 nucleotides long. RefSeq names its product midline 2 (gene Mid2). Gene Ontology annotation, molecular function: zinc ion binding; protein binding. NCBI's taxonomy places the organism in Eukaryota, Metazoa, Chordata, Mammalia, Rodentia, Octodontidae. Bases 564 to 2711 code for a protein of 715 amino acids. The transcript is spliced from 10 exons. The record is from RefSeq and is a predicted model, not a curated record.